CAGACGUCGUCAUUCCUCCUCUGACCUCACCUCAAGAAAAAUUGGAGCAGAUUACACACGGGCCACAAAGGACACACCGGAGCUGUUGGCUUCGUGCCGAAUAUUCAUUAUAUCGGUAAAAUACUGUAAAAAAACUUUAUUGACCACCAAAACCUCGUCAUCAUGUCCGCUACUCCACCUAAAAACGGUGAUACAUCCAACUCCCCUGACGUCAGGCCACAACCCCCUCUUGCAAGGCAGACUAGAUCUGAUUUUGACCUCGAACCUAACCCAUUCGAGCAGUCCUUUUCUCGUCCAUCCCAUGUCCGCCAUUCCCCUCCAUCCAAACGUGAUUCAUCUAGUCCAGUAUCUCUACAUGACAGACCACCCUCUGCUGCUUCGAAUAAAAAUUCAAAGGAUGGUAGGUCUACUUCUCCGAGACCAGUACUACCCCCUUUGGCAUCCAUAGCAUCUCCUACUACAGAUCAAUCUUAUGGUUGGCAGUUUUCUUCAUCUCUUGCAAACUCUCUUCGCGCUGGUCCACUCUCCCCCGCCAUGCUAGCCGGCCCACAGCAAGGUUCAGACUCCGCAUCCCAUUUACCUUUUGACACCUCUUUCCGAACUGGUUUGACACCCCGCACCGGUCUCACACCCCGCACAGGAUUGACACCAGGCACCGGCUUGACACCCCUGGUAGGGGGUCCUGUAUCUUUCCCCCCUCCUUCCCCGAAUACUGCCGCUUUUUUGGCGCUUAUGAAUAAUAAUGCAAGCGCUAAUUCAAACGCGACUAUAACACCAAACACCCUCAGCGCAAUCACAGGUGUUCUUAACUCCUCUUCAGCGCAAUAUAGUUCCGUCACACAUGCUCCCACAACUAGUUCUCACCUAUCCACAUCCGUCACUGCUAAUCAGGAAAACAGUGAUCCUCCUUACCUCAGCGCAUCCUCUGCCGCAAGCACGGCUGCAAAUGGUUUAUAUUUGCUUUCUCAAGCUCAUCAGGAGCUUACGAAACGCGAAGAGGCACAGGCACGUGCUAACAAUGUUGCAAAUGCAACUAACGGAAGACGUGGUGUAAAGCGCAAAUCUUACGAUCAAGCAAGUCCACCGCCCCAACCUGCUCCCACAGCCCGUGCCCAAUCUCAGCAGCAGCAUACUUCACCCGUUAAACGCGCACGCGCUAACACUGUAACCAGUGUCAGCACCAACGGUCGUGGUAAAGCAUCCACAGAUGAUGAGGAGGAUGAGGAGGACGAGGAUGAUGACGACCUACCACCUUCUCAGAACGCUGGUGGGCGGAAGCAGCCAAAGAAGCCCGAAACAGAGGAAGAGAAGAGACGUAACUUCCUCGAACGAAAUAGACAAGCCGCCUUAAAGUGUCGACAGCGCAAAAAGGCAUGGCUUGCAUCAUUGCAGGCCAAGGUCGAGUAUCUUCAGACGGAGAACGAGCGGCUGACAUCCGCCCUUGUCUCAUCACGCGAGGAGAUCUCGCGGUUAUCUGCCCUCGUUGGAGGUGCCGUCAUUGGACCAGGGGGACCGACUGUCGGUCCAGGAGUGGGCCCACCACCAGUAGCGGUCAAUGGCGUGGCCACGAAUGGCCAACCCAUCAGCAUGAACAUGAAUCUUGUUGCCAAGGGCGCACCCGCCACCUCUGGCCGCGCGAGCUAUGGGUACUAAAUGCCUUGAAGCUCCAGCCGUCCUUCGAUCUACUAUUCGUUUCAUGAUGUGUUGCGCUACACGUUGAGUCGGCACCGCUCAUUACGAAUAUGCGCCGCGUAGGAUGUAGGAUUGUCGUUAUCUUUAUUUUUGCAUCAUCGUUAACACACGAGAAAGAUAUCACUGCGUCUCCCUGCUCUUUCUCUUGCAUAGUCCUUGCAUCAUCCCUAGCAUUCUAUUUCUCACUAGUCUCUACCUACCGCCCGCGAUGCCAUCGCUUGCAUUGGCACCACUUCGACGUCGUCCUCGGCACAGCUUAGCACAUUGCCAU
Suillus discolor is the source of this 1963-nucleotide messenger RNA. RefSeq lists its product as uncharacterized. The transcript is spliced from 2 exons. Gene Ontology annotation, molecular function: DNA-binding transcription factor activity, RNA polymerase II-specific; RNA polymerase II cis-regulatory region sequence-specific DNA binding. Lineage: Eukaryota; Fungi; Basidiomycota; Agaricomycetes; Boletales; Suillaceae. The record is from RefSeq and is a predicted model, not a curated record. Bases 163 to 1653 code for a protein of 496 amino acids. Gene Ontology annotation, biological process: regulation of transcription by RNA polymerase II.